Messenger RNA from Phialemonium atrogriseum, 1289 nucleotides. Its product is annotated as S-adenosyl-L-methionine-dependent methyltransferase. NCBI's taxonomy places the organism in Eukaryota, Fungi, Ascomycota, Sordariomycetes, Cephalothecales, Cephalothecaceae. Bases 189 to 1160 code for a protein of 323 amino acids. The record is from RefSeq and is a predicted model, not a curated record. The transcript has 10 exons.
CCGCUGCUGGCGAAUUAUCUCCCCACACCUCAUGCCAUUUCUGAGCGAUGUGACUUCCCUAUUCCUAGCCCUUGAUCAAAACACCCAGCGGCCUCCAUCCUUUCCACCUUUCCCCGCAUUCCUUAUCAGCGCAACGUGCUACCUCGUGUGUUUGUCACUUGGCAACGAAGAUCGUUAGGACGAAGACAAUGACGCAACCACCGAUUGAAGUCGACCCGGCGGCGGCAAGCGACAAUGACUCGGUCAUCGAUGACCAGCUUUCCGAAUUCACCGCGUCCUUGACGUCCAGCGUCACCGACUAUCCGGUCGAAUACGGCCGCCGAUACCAUGCCUUUCGGUCUGGCGUGUACUGUCUGCCCAACGACGAGCUCGAGCUGGACCGCCUUGACUUGACCCAUGCUCUCAUGACCAAGGGGAUAGGUGGGAAGUUGUAUCUCGCCCCGAUCGAGGCCGAGAAGCUGCACCGGAUCCUUGAUAUCGGAACCGGCACAGGCAUUUGGUCUAUUUGCAUGGGUGACGAUUUGCCAAACGCGGAGGUCCUAGGGAAUGAUCUAAGCGCCGUCCAGCCCACUUGGGUCCCUCCCAACGUAAAGUUCGAAAUCGACGAUGUCGAAAGCCCAUGGUCGCAUCCCGUUCCGUUCGACUACAUUUUCUGUCGAUACAUGGCGGCCUGUAUCUCGGAUUGGCCCAAGCUAGUAAAGAACAUCUAUAGGAACCUGGCACCUAACGGGUGGGCCGAGUUCCAGGACUUCGAUCUGCAAUACUACUCCGAGGACGGAUCCCUGACCGACUCCAGCGAUACCAUCAAGUGGAUCAACACUCUCCUAUCGGCCGCCCGCAAGAUCGGCCGCGAUCCCUGCCCCGGCGUCAAACUGGAGGAGCGGGUGAGGGAAGCCGGCUUCAAGAACGUCACCCACCGCAGAUUCAAGUUUCCGGUCGGGCCGUGGCCCAAGGACCGCAACAUGAAGGAAAUCGGCAUGUACAACCUGGCGCAGGUCCUGCAGGGUCUGGAGGCCUUCUCGCUGCGCCUGUUCUGCGACGUCCUUGGCUGGCAAAAGGAAGAGGUGCUUGUCCUGACCAGCAAAGUCCGAAAGGAGCUGAAGAGCCCGGCCAUCCAUGCGCAAUUUGACUUCCACGUCGUUUAUGGGCAGAAGCCGUGAGGAGAGCGAACAGAGUUGGGAUCAAGAGCAAGCCUAGCCAGCACCCCCCUUAAGUUUGUGUCUGUCCGUUUGCGUAGAGGAGAUUUAGAAAAUUGAAUGAAAAGCAUCUAUGAAGCCACAUAUCAACCG